CCGGGAAUCGAACCCGCAGCCCUCUUGCUGUUGUUUUUUCUUUCAGGUUUAAAUGAAACAAUCAACUACAGAGUUGCUCUCUUCUCUCUCACUUUACUGUGUUACUGUUUCAUUGUGCUGGUAAAUGUUGCUCUCGUUGUGACCAUCAUCUUGGAUAAGAACAUGCAUGAACCAAUGUAUAUUCUAUUGUGCACUUUCUGCAUGAAUGGACUUUAUGGGACAACAGGUUUCUACCCCAAUAUUCUCUGGAAUCUGCUGUCUCCGGUUCAUGUAAUCUCUUAUUCUGGAUGCCUUGUUCAGGCUCUAGUGAUGUACUCAUUUGCUUGCUGUGAUGUGUCUAUUCUUUCAGUCAUGUCAUAUGACAGAUAUGUGGCUAUAUGUCGACCCCUGGAGUAUCACUCUAUUAUGUCAAAGCAGAGAGUGUUACUGUUAGUCUGUUUCUCCUGGUUAACACCUUUUUGCAUUACUGCCAUGAAUGUUAUUCUUACAUCUAGAUUAGAGCUAUGCAGCCCAUAUAUUGACAGACUUUUUUGUAUGAAUUGGGUUAUUGUGAAACUUGCUUGUUUCCCAGCUGAGACUAUCGUCAACAACAUAGUUUCAUUCAUUACAAUAAUCAUUUACUUAUUUCAUGGUUUAUUCAUAGUUUGGUCCUAUGUCUAUGUCCUCAAAACUUGUGUCAAUUCUUUAGAAAACAGAGCAAAGUUCAUGCAGACAUGUGUGCCACAUUUAGCCUCCUUGCUCAUUUUUCUUGUGACCAGACUUUUUGGUGUCUUUAAUACGCGGUUUGGUUCAAAUCUCCCUCCAACCAUUCAAAAUGUUAUUUCAAUAGAACUUCUCAUCAUAUCUCCCAUUAUGAAUCCUCUCGUUUAUGGUUUCAAAUUGACCUUAAUUCGCAACCGAAUUCUAGGGGCUAUUACUUUUAAAAUGAAAUGA
This is a messenger RNA of Cyclopterus lumpus (lumpfish), 933 nucleotides long. RefSeq names its product olfactory receptor 11H6-like. Gene Ontology annotation, biological process: G protein-coupled receptor signaling pathway. The annotation marks the transcript as partial. The record is from RefSeq and is a predicted model, not a curated record. NCBI's taxonomy places the organism in Eukaryota, Metazoa, Chordata, Actinopteri, Perciformes, Cyclopteridae. Gene Ontology annotation, molecular function: olfactory receptor activity; G protein-coupled receptor activity. Gene Ontology annotation, cellular component: membrane. The transcript is spliced from 2 exons.